UUGCACUGAUGGCUUGAGCCCGCCAUCGAUGCUUGCAGCUAUAUUCUCAUUUUACAAUUACAUUAACUUUGCAAUUCAUCCCUUUGUGCCACCUGGCGGUAGUUUCGUGAAUGGUUUUAACAUGCGACUGACUUGCAGUUAACGCCGUGGCCCUGUACACAUAGCGGUAUUACCCAUUCUGGUUGUCUACCUACUGUAUAUAUGUAUAUAAAUGUAUAUAUGUAUAUAAAAUAUAUACAUAUAUUAAUUUUACUAGGGUUGUGAUGGUGGUAAAUUGGUACAAAUCUGCCAGCGUCGCAUCCCUAGUAAAAUUUAUAUGUCUUGUUUUAUACAGCUCAAAAACCCUUGGGUCAAAUUGAUCCAAAAUGAUGUUUAAAAAAUUUCACCCAGUUAAAUUAGCAAAAUUACCAAAAAUAAGUCAUUUUACCUUUAUUUCAGAGUUCAUUGAAGAAAAAGAGGAAAAUGAAGAAUCAAGUCCUCAAGAGAAUCAGAACGCAUGUGAUCAAUGCGAUAAAAUGUUUUUAUGGGAUUCACUUCUGAAGAAACACUUGAAAGUUCAUGCAAAGAAGAAACCACAUUCAUGUCAUUUGUGUGGUAAGAGUUUUUUGCAUGUACAAAGUUUAAAAGAACAUCAGAAAAUACAUACUGAUGUGAGAGAGUACGUGUGCUUUGAGUCUGAAAAGACUUUUAGUUCAGUGAGCAGUUUAAAACUACACGAGAGGAUUCACAUUGGAGAGAAACUUUAUAAGUGUUUACACUGUGACAAGAGAUUCAAUCAUUCAGGAAAUCUGAAAACACAUGAGAGGAUUCACACUGGAGAGAAACCUUACAAGUGUUCACGCUGUGACAAGAGAUUCAAUGUGUCAUCAAAUCUGAAAACACAUGAGAUGAUCCACACUGGAGAGAAACCUUACAAGUGUUCACGCUGUGACAAGAGAUUCAGUCGUUCACUAAAUCUCAAAAAACAUGAGAGGAUCCACACUGGAGAGAAACCUUACAAGUGUUCACACUGUGACGAGAGAUUCAUUCGUCGAGCAGAUAGGAAAACGCAUGAGAUGAUGCACACUGGAGAGAAACCUUAUAAGUGUUCACGCUGUGACAAGAGAUUCAAUGUGUCAUCAAAUCUGAAAACACAUGAGAGGAUCCACACUGGAGAGAAACCUUACAAGUGUUCACACUGUGACAAGAGAUUCAGUCGUUCACUAAAUCUCAAAAAACAUGAGAGGAUCCACACUGGAGAGAAACCUUACAAGUGUUCACACUGUGACGAGAGAUUCAUUCGUCGAGCAGAUAGGAAAACGCAUGAGAUGAUGCACACUGGAGAGAAACCUUAUAAGUGUUCACACUGUAACAAGAGAUUCAUUCAUCGAGCAUAUCGGAAAACGCAUGAGAUGAUCCACACUGGAGAGAAACCUUAUAAGUGUUCACACUGUGACAAGAGAUUCAGUAAUUCAUCAACUCUGAAAACACAUGAGAGGAUUCACACUGGAGAGAAACCUUACAAGUGUUCACACUGUGACAAGAGAUUCAGUGUGUCAUCAAAUUUGAUAACACAUGAGAGGAUCCACACUGGAGAGAAACCUUACAAGUGUUCACACUGUGACAAGAGAUUCAGUGUGUCAUCAAGUCUGAUAACACAUGAGAGGAUUCACACUGGAGAGAAACCUUACAAGUGUUCACACUGUGACAAGAGAUUCAGUCAGUCAAUAGAGCUGAAAACACAUGAGAUGAUUCACACUGGAGAGAAACCUUAUGAGUGUUCACACUGUGACAAGAGAUUCAGUGUGUCAUCAAAUCUGAAAACACAUGAGAGGAUCCACACUGGAGAGAAACCUUACAAGUGUUCACACUGUGACAAGAGAUUUAGUGUGUCAUCAAAUCUGAUAACACAUGAGAGGAUUCACACUGGAGAGAAACCUUACAAGUGUUCACAAUGUGACAAGAGAUUCAGUGUGUCAUCAAGUCUGAAAAAACAUGAGAGGAUCCACACUGGAGAGAAACCUUACAAGUGUUCACACUGUGACAGGAGUUUCAGUCGUUCAGAAAUUCUCAAAACACAUGAGAGGAUUCACACUGGAGAGAAAUCUUACUAGUGUUCACAAUGUAACGAGAUUCAGUGGUGCAUCAAGUCUGAAAAGACAUGAGAGGAUUCACCCUGGAGAGAAAGGACGUCAACGCAAUGUACGUGGGAAGUGUUCCUUUAUGUCAUCUGUUAUACACAGUCAAACAAAAAACAA
Carassius auratus (goldfish) is the source of this 2237-nucleotide messenger RNA. Its product is annotated as zinc finger protein 271-like. Bases 366 to 2093 code for a protein of 575 amino acids. The record is from RefSeq and is a predicted model, not a curated record. The transcript has a single exon. NCBI's taxonomy places the organism in Eukaryota, Metazoa, Chordata, Actinopteri, Cypriniformes, Cyprinidae.